AUGGUUGCUCGUCUCUCUGCUUUGAUGCUCUUUGGAGCUUCUGCGGCCAUCGCUGGGCCUAUCGUUCCUCGACAGAAUGGCUUGACGACCGCAGCGCCUGUUGCAGCCACUCCUGUAGCUACAACAUGGAAUGCUGGUGCAGUUCAGAACUUCCCCAUUCACGCUUCCUGCAACGCUACUCAGCGCACGAUGCUACAAAAGGGCUUGAACGAGGCCAUUACCAUCGUUAGCCACGCCCGGGAUCACAUUCUACGAUGGGGUAACUCUUCAGAGAUCUAUACCAAGUACUUUGGCAACGCUCCUACAGGCGAACCAAUCGGCUGGUACACUAAGCUCGCGGAUGGUGACAAAGCCGAUAUCUUGUUCCGCUGCGACAACAUUGAUGGCAACUGUGGUCAAUCAGGCUGGGCCGGUCACUGGCGUGGCUCAAAUGCCUCACAAGAGACAGUCAUCUGCGACCUAUCAUAUGAGAUUCGCAAGCCACUUGAGGCCAUGUGCAUGCAUGGCUACAAUGUCGCGAACGGUCCCACAAACUACUUCUGGGCUUCCGACCUCGUUCAUCGUCUCCUCCACGUUCCAUCUGUCGGCGAAGGUGUCGUGGAGCACUACAUCGGCGAAAGUGGUGAAAAAUACCCUGGUGUUAUGAAUCUCGCCAAGAACAAUGCCACUUUCGCCGUAAGAGACAGCGAUGCUCUCCAGUACUUUGCUCUUGAAGCUUAUGCCCACGACAUCGCUGUCCCUGGCAUUGGGUGCUCCGGCACUUACAAGCCAAAGGAGUCACCCGCCCCUGCUGCCACAAGUUCUUCGGCUGCGUCCGCGACUCCCACCAAAGCUUCUGCAACCUCUUCGGCCGCCGCUGCUCCUGCGGCCCCCGCUGAGGCCUGCGAGCCACACAAUGACCACUGGUAA
Messenger RNA from Pyrenophora tritici-repentis Pt-1C-BFP, 909 nucleotides. Its product is annotated as major allergen Asp f 2 precursor. The record is from RefSeq and is a predicted model, not a curated record. Gene Ontology annotation, cellular component: fungal-type cell wall; cell surface; extracellular region. Gene Ontology annotation, molecular function: zinc ion binding; integrin binding; metallopeptidase activity. Lineage: Eukaryota; Fungi; Ascomycota; Dothideomycetes; Pleosporales; Pleosporaceae.